Molecule: messenger RNA, 1175 nt
Organism: Verticillium nonalfalfae
Lineage: Eukaryota; Fungi; Ascomycota; Sordariomycetes; Glomerellales; Plectosphaerellaceae
Exons: 2
Biological process (GO): secondary metabolic process
Molecular function (GO): CoA-ligase activity
Source: RefSeq, a predicted model, not a curated record
AUGGCCGACCUCCAUAUCUAUUACUCACCCUACCCGAACAUUAAGGUGCCAACCACCCUUUCUGUCUCCCAGUUCCUCGUUCAAACGAAUCCGGAUGACGUGUCACCGGAGAAAGUCAUUUGGCAAGACUUUGGCGAUGAAGAUCAGAAGGUCACAUACGCUGGGCUUCGAUCCAACGCUGCCUUCGAUGCGGCAUGUCUGAGGGAGAUGCUGGGCCUGAAGUAUCCUCGUGACAUUCGCAACGCUGCGGUUAAUCCCAUGUAUCCGUUCGGCAUAUCGAAUGGCGACAAUACCAAAAUACCGGCAGGCAUGUGCUUCAGCUCCGGCACGUCUGGCAAGCCCAAGGCGGUCGUUUUAUCUCACCACAACCUCAUCGCGCAACUCCUCAGCGUGCGGGCAACAAACCCCUUCACCCACACCUCGACCAGCCGUGAGCCUUUCUUCCCCUCGUUUGCACAUAUUUAUGGCAUUGUAUCCGGUGUUCUAGCACCCGCCUGGAUCGGCAAUUACGUGCAACCGAUGAGACGGUUUGAGUAUCAUCCUUAUCUCCAAAGAGCCGCUGAGCUGAAGGCCAACAUACUGCGCCUUGUGCCUGCGACGGCUGUGAGGAUGACCAAAGACCCAGAGAUUAAGAAUCUUGAUUUGAGUGCCGUUCACACCAUCAUGUGCUCUGACUCACCGUUAUCCAGAGAUACGAUUGUGGCACUCCAACAAAUCUUAAACCCAGAAGCAAUAGUUCUCAACGGCUACGGCAUGAGCGAGGCAACCGUGACGCUCCUCCGCAACACUCGCGGUGGUCAAAAAGGUGCCAGCGUCGGAAAGCCAGCUGCGGGCAUGGAGGUCCGCAUAGUGGACGAAAAUUACAACGAUGUCCAAGAGGGCGUGGAUGGAGAGUGCCUCAUUAGAGGGCCGUCAGUGUUCAUGGAGUACAAGAACAACGAAGCUGAGACUGCGGCAGCAUUUAAGGGUGGAUGGAUGUGUACUGGCGAUAUUGUUCAUGUCGACCAGGACGGUUAUUUUUGGCUCACCGGUCGAAAGAAGGAACUCAUCAAGUACAAGGGCCAUCAAAUUGCCCCAGCGGAGCUCGAAGAAGUGCUCCUUUCCCAUCCCUCCGUCUCAGAUGCUGGUGUUUGUGGCGUGAGGGACAAGGCUACGCAGGAAGAACUCCCAGUCGG